This is a messenger RNA of Triticum turgidum subsp. durum (durum wheat), 306 nucleotides long. The record is from the annotation of a GenBank genome assembly. NCBI's taxonomy places the organism in Eukaryota, Viridiplantae, Streptophyta, Magnoliopsida, Poales, Poaceae.
AUGGCUCGAACUAAGUGCACAGCCUGUAAGUCCACCGGCGGAAAGGCUCCGACGAAGCACCUUCGGGCUUUCUAUGCUGCCGCUCGUAAGACUGCUCCCGCCACUGGUGGAGUGAAGAAGCCUCGCCGAUAUCGCCCUGGAACUGUUGCUCUUCGUGAAAUUCGCAAAUAUCAGAAGGGCACAGAGCUACUUAUAAGGAAGCUACCGUUCCAAAGGCUUGUCAGGGAGAUUGCCCAAUUUUGCAAGAGUGAUCUACGUUUCCAGAGCCAUGCGGUGCUUGCUUUGCAGGAGGCAGCCGAAGCAUAA